CUUAUGGAGUGCUGCAGAAGGGGGAUGGCAGGACGGACGGCACUGCAGUGUGACAGUUAUCUCAAAUCACCUCUAUGAGCACUCAAACCAACAAGCUACAGCUGUCUCCAGAGAUCUGCUUGGUGAUGAAACUCCAGCUCAACAAAUGUGACAUUACAUGUAUCCCAUUGUCAUAGAGAAGAAACAAAUUGUCAACAGACAAAUUGCAUUGAGAUAGAAUAGAAUUACUCCCUACUCUCUGACAGAGGAUUUUAUCACGUCAAACGGCCUGCAGGGACUGUGGAUGUCGGGGGGAAGAACAAGACGCCACAGGAGACAUGGUGAGCAAAGAGCCGAAUCACUUGCUCAUUGGCCAAUACACCAACAGCAAGACCGCCGACAAGCCGCCUGGYGCCAUGACCGUGCGCUCCGUGCUGCUCAACCGCGACUCGCCGGACAUCGAGAGCCGCCUCAAGCGCCGCCGCAACCGCACCCACCAGGUGCGCUUCAAAGACCUGGAGGAUGGCGUUGUCGGCGGGACCACUGGCRCUGGAUCCAAGGGCCCCGAGAGGUCUGCCGCUGAGCGUGACAGCCCCCACCCYCUGCGGAAGAACACCCCCAUGAGCCCCAUGGCCCCCCAGGGAUGGCUAACAGAGAGGUCAAUGGGGGACGAGGUGUCCUCCAACCAGGCCUCGGUGGUUGGGGCUGUCCGAGGAGAUAUGGCAGAUACUAUUGAGGUAGUGGCAGCGUUUUUGGCUCGGGCACCCCCUCACCCGCUCACCCCGGGGCCCACGCGCCGUUGCUGGGCACCACCAUCGCCCCCACGGCCUUGCUCCCUCACACUACCUCUCUCCCAGAGGCAGUGCGCCAGCAUGGCCAUCCCGACCUCCUCCUGCCUCAAGAAGCCCAAGCCUCCGGCGCCCUCGGCCGUCAGCACGCGCAACCGAAAUGUGGGGGACUCAGUGGGGGUGAAUGGGGAUGACGAACAGGACGAUAAAAAGGAUGAGUACUACACUACCCGCAACCACAUUUCAGAACCUGCAUCUAUAGAUGGAAACGGCCCUGGGUCUAAGGCUAAACAGGGAUUGGUGGACCAACCCCAGUGCCUCAGGACUAGCAAGGCUAACGCAGAGGCUAACGCUAGCUCCCCUGCUGUUGGCAAUCACAUGGACUCUUCCAGGCAUGACYCUUCUUCUUCCCCUCCCCCAGUUUGGCUUCGGCACACAGCAGAGCCUUGCUACUGCGGUUCUGUGACCUGUGGGAGGGAGGGAUCUAAACGCCAGGGGAGUGCAGCUCUGUCCCAAGUGAGGAGGAGAUGGCGCAUGAAACGUGGUAUCAGUGACCCGGGGAGGGAGGUGUCCUACUGUACCACUCCCACACAGACAGACAGUCCCUGUGUCUCCCCUCCUAACUCCCCACCUCCCUCAAGUGUGCAGCCCUGCACCUCCCCACCUCCCUCAACAGUGCAGCCCUGCACCUCCCUACCUCCCUUAACUGUACAGCCCUGCACCACCCAAACACAAACUGACAGUCUCUGUGCCUCCCCGCCUCCCUUAACUGUACAGCCCUGCACCACCCAAACACAAACUGACAGUCUCUGUGCCUCCCCGCCUCCUCCCACUGUACAGCACUGCACCUCCCCACCUCCCUCGACUGUGGAACCCUCCACCCCCAAAACUCAGACUGUGCCUCUCUAUGCUUCCGUACCUAAAACUGUGCCAACCUCCACCCAUCCAUAUUGUGAAACACCACCACUGGUGGUUCUGCCUUGCGCCUCCUCACCCCGGUCCAUCUGUACAUAUCCCCCGAAAAAAUCUGUGCUUCCUCCAACUGUUCUYCCAUCUAAAGCUCAAACCACUCCACCUCUCGCUACACAAACUGAAACUGUCCCACCCAAACCAACAUGCACCGCCACAGCUACAACCACAGCCUCAAAUCCAAAUUGUCCCACCGCACCACCAACUCCAACGAUAGCCCCCUAUACAGCCCCUAAUUGCCAUGACCCAAAACCAACUCCUGUUCUAGCCCCCUCCACUGCCCCAACUUGCCCCACCCCAACACCAACUCCAAAUAUAGCCCCUUGCACCAUCCUAACACAAACUGCCCUAUCCUGCUCUUCCUUAAAUCAACUCAUAUCUCCACCUCCAACUGUGACAUCAUGCCACCCCCCAGCCCAAACUGCCCCUCCCUACAUCUCCUUAAUUCAGACCAUACCACCUGGGAACCCSCCAUGUCAGACCGUACCACCCUGCUCCUCCCAACCUCCAGUAGUACCUUCCUACUCCGCCCACAUUCAAAUAAAAUACUGCUCCUCUCCCAUUGUAAAAAGCUGCAACUCCCCGCCUCCAAUGGUAAAAUCCUACCAUACACUUCCAACGGCGCCAUCUUGUGCAACUCCAAUAAAAACUGUGCCCCUCUACGCUUCCACGUUUCGCCCUGCGCCCCCCUACACCCCCCCACCUCAGGCCCAACACUGCAGCACUCAGGACAAGAGGGUGAUAGAGUGGGAGUUUAGGGGGGAGAGGAGGAUACUUCCACCACCACCCCCGCCCCCUCCCCCGUACACACCACGCAAAGAGGGGGUGAGCUGCACCCCAGGCUCGGCCUGCCAGGCGCCCCUGCUCAGGCGGGCGAGUGAGAAGGAGAGGUCAGGAAGAUCAGGGUCACCCCUGCCCUGUCCUCGAGCCAGCUCUCUGAAACACAGAGCUCAAACACCCUUGGCGAACCCUCUGGAAGGGAACCAGGUAGACCAGGGCUCCUCGCCCACCAAGGCCAUCUCCAGACCCACCUGCCUGGGCCAGGCUCAGGCUCAGCUAGGGGCUCAGCUUGGGGCCCUCCAUAAAAUGCUCUGCUCUGGGACCAACACCCCCAACAGCCAGCAAGCUCUCCCCCCUGGCCAGUGCCUGUCCGGGGCCCGUGGCUGCUCUGGUACUGGAGGGGGCCCCACGGUUGGGCCCCUGACCUCCASCCAGGCUGACACCCUGAGGCAGGUGCAGGAGAUCCUGGGGGGGCUGGUGUCGGGGGCCAGGAGUAAACUGGAUCCGACCUGGGUAGCAGAGAAACUGAUGGGCCCCAACGGGCCCCUGCACGACAUCCGGAGCCUGCAGACCCAGCUGCACAGCAUGGAGGGGGUCCUGGAGACKAGCCAGAACACCAUCAAGGUCCUGCUGGACGUCAUACAGGACCUGGAGAAGAAGGAGGCAGAGAGAGACGGGAGACACUCCUACCGGACGGGCCAGGACAUAGAAAACUGUGGCACGUGCAGAGACUGUGCCUGCAUCAUAUACAGUGUGGAGCAUGACUUCCGGCUGCAGGAGGGGGCAGUAACGCGCACGUGGAGGGUAGGAGACCCUCCAGAGGGCUCCCCCCUAGCAGCUGUGACCCCCCAGCCCACCACGCCACACCGCCAGGACUCACCCCUGCCGGUGACACCGGCACGCCCCCCUCACAGCGGCAAGAAGAGCCGGAAGAAGUGCUUUUGGUUCUUGUGAAUUUUAAAAGGGGAAGAGUAGGGAAGGACAUAAUGAAUUAGGACACUCCUUCUAAAGACUGCGGAGGACUGAGUGGUAGUGUGUGGAGUCCCGAUAUGGAAGGAGAGAGAAAAAUAAAACGGACGCUCAAAACAAGUGUUAGAAGAAGCAGCAAACAAGAGGGAAAAUGAGAAAAAAAAGUGAGGUAUAAAAGAGCUUUUAAAGAGGUAUGAAGGCAGUUAAAGGACCUGGAAGACCCCUAGUGUGGUGAUGAAUGGAAUCUGUUUUGAUCCUGACGUGUUUGAACUGUAUAGAGUGGAGAGUGGAACAUGCAUGUGUUGUAGUUGCACUGAAAUGCCUCUUCAGCACCUGAGAUCAGUUGUUCGUGCGGGGAGGGAUGCACUGUAAAAUGUGCUGAAGUCUUCUGAAAACUUCACCUACCUGGUAGGGGCAAUUAUAGAAAUGAAAGUGUAGAAGAUGAAAAGAAAAGGUAAGGAGAAAAGAAAGGAUAAGGAAGUGACUACGUGUAAAAGGCUAGGGAGUGAAAAACCGAGAGGAAAAGAAUGAGUGUACAGAGAGAAGAGAGGAAGGAUCCAUCCUCAUCACUAAUGGACAAAUGAGGGUCAGAACACCAGCUUUUAUAUCCAGAGAUGUUUCAGCCAAUCAAUUAUUAUGAUGACCUUCAUUUAAAACUUUUAAGAGAAUAGAUCAUUCAAAAACUACACACACAUACAGUCAGGCUGAGAAAUGCACCACAAGAAAAAGUGAGGGUAAAAAAAAGAAGAUUAAAGUGUACAUAAAACAGAGUGUUCUACUGCUUGAAUUGCUAUAUUUGAGAUACGGAUUACUGGUCUAUAAACUAUU
Messenger RNA from Salvelinus sp. IW2-2015, 4313 nucleotides. RefSeq lists its product as uncharacterized. The record is from RefSeq and is a predicted model, not a curated record. Lineage: Eukaryota; Metazoa; Chordata; Actinopteri; Salmoniformes; Salmonidae.